This is a messenger RNA of Megalopta genalis, 2864 nucleotides long. RefSeq names its product ubiquitin conjugating enzyme 6 (gene Ubc6). Lineage: Eukaryota; Metazoa; Arthropoda; Insecta; Hymenoptera; Halictidae. The record is from RefSeq and is a predicted model, not a curated record.
ACACAUGUGGAAUUUCGUCUCCCGAUACCGAUUAUUCUAUUCGUUGGUCACACCCGGCUCAAGUUCCUGACGAUCGUUCGAAAUCGGAAGAACAAACACGGGACGACAACCAACCAUUGUCCGAUUUUAGUUAGUGACGUCAUGCGCAAAACAGUUCGUUCCUUAUCCCCUCCGUAUAUCUAUCCAGCUGUCCGUGGUUUGGCAGUCCGGUGAACGAAUUUCUCAGGGUGAUCGUUACGUAGGUUUUUCUCAUGCCAGUGGGUUUUUUCUUGCGAGCAAGAGGCGAGUGAAAAUCAUCGGUGUCGAACUAUCGAUACGCGGUCGAGUGCCAAUCGGGAGAACCUGUUCGGUGGAACUAAUUUUGAACAAGCUUGUAACGGUAUCGCACGGAUAGGGUGGCCUUCGGACUGACAAAAGGCAAAGACGUACGCAACAGAAACAACUGGCGUUCUCGUGUAUGCGACGAGGUCGUCGGAGCAACCGCCGCGCGGGCCAGUGAUUACAUAUUUAUUCAACUAUAGGAAUUAACGCGUAAGCUGUCCCACGGUCAUCGAAAACGUUCUGGAAUUCGUCCGAAUCGAACGAUUUCAGAGCGACGAGCCCAUUCGUGAGGGAUGUCUACCCCUGCAAGAAGGAGACUAAUGAGAGAUUUUAAGAGAUUACAAGAAGACCCACCCACCGGAGUAUCAGGAGCACCGACAGACAAUAAUAUUAUGAUAUGGAAUGCAGUUAUAUUUGGACCACACGACACUCCAUUCGAAGAUGGUACCUUCAAACUUAUAAUAGAAUUUACAGAAGAAUAUCCAAAUAAACCACCUACGGUCAGAUUUGUUAGUAAGAUGUUCCAUCCAAACGUAUAUGCCGAUGGAGGCAUUUGUCUUGACAUAUUACAGAACCGUUGGAGCCCUACCUACGAUGUUUCAGCUAUAUUAACAUCCAUACAGUCUCUUUUGGAUGAACCAAAUCCAAAUUCACCAGCCAAUUCUUUGGCAGCACAAUUAUAUCAAGAAAAUAAACGGGAAUAUGAGAAGAGAGUAGCAACUGUUGUUGAACAGUCUUGGUUGAAUUUCCAAGAAAGUCACACAGAAGAUCCCCGCUGACAUUAAGUAUGGUUCAUUUUGGAUUUCAUGAAAAAUGUAUUUGAUACACUUUUUUAUAUUAUUUCCACGAGUCUGUGGUUCGAAACACCUUUUCCUGCAUUGCUAAAUCUAUACAUUGAUAUACUCCAUUGUUCUACAGAUAUCUUCCCUUUAUUUUUUUUAAAUACAAAAGCUCUUUGGAUUUUUUUUAUUACAAAAAGAUGGAAGCAUUUACUUAAUUUUUGACUAUGUUUCAGAUACAUAAGAAUGUAGAGCAUUGGAGUGAUGUGGAAUCGCACUGUGAACUUAUGUGAUCUUUACCUAUAAGUAUAAAUAAAACGAUGUAUGGUUUUGCUCAUUAUAAUUAGACUUUAGGAAUCCUUAUGAAGCGAGAUUGAAAAAGAAAAAAUGAAAAAAACCUGCGUAUACGUAACGCGUCAUAACAUUAAGUUAUGUUAUAACAGCUACAUUUAAUUAUACAAAGGCCUUUAAAUGAUAAGUUUAAAACAGAUCAAACACUGAAAUAUUAAUAGUUUUUACUUAUAUGUUCUAAAUGGUAAUCUAUUGUAAAGUACAUAGUUCGUUUUUCUUUUUUUUUUGUGCACAGAAAGUAAAAAUGUCAGUGUAUAAAUAAUAUAGUACGGUAAAUAAUGAUAAUAAACUUUGUCAGAGGAAUAAUUACUGAAUAUUUGUCAUUUCCUAAUUUGUGGAACACAUAGAGUAAGGGAACAUGAAAGAGAAUCGAGAAUGAACGUAGUGUUAGAAAGCAAUAACGUUAAUGAAAACAUUAAAUUUAUUUCUUACAAACAUGUCUCAUAAAAAAAUGUUCUUACAACUGUGCAAAACUCACAUUGUUUUUAGGAAACAAUUCUGGUUUAUAUACAGUCCAAGUUUAUACUCGAUUAUGAAAAAAAAUAGCUGUUCAAACAUAUUGUACAUUAUGCACUAAUCGGGGAUUGUAUUCUAAAAAUACAGCAUAUCUAUUUACAAAGUAGAUCUUUCGACGAUUAAAAGAGAGAAGGUACAUAAAGUGGAAUUAGAUAUUCGAGUGUUGCACAGAGAUUCAAUCGUUUUCAUUUAUAGAUAUUACGUAUGUUUUAUAUUAAAUACAUGAUAAUUACCUAUAGCGAAUCUGUAACUAUAUUUUCUAUACAAUUAUACAUUUUACAAAUAAUACAAUAGAACUUUACCAAUGUUACUUAACGUAUAUACCGACGUAGUAAUAAUUCUGUAAUAAAAUCGUAUGCAUUACAGUUGUACGGAUCUUGAAAAAAAUCUCAUUAACAUUAAACUAUUUUAUUUACGAAAAUUUACGCUACGAAAUAUUACUCGCGUUAUUUAAUACUGCUAUUGCGUUUGAAAAACUGAAUGUACAUUUUGUAGUCGACUGCAAAAUCUAAUUUGCUCGGGGAACAUGUACAAGCUAAGUAACUCUUUGAAAUUUUCAACAUGAUUCAAUGAAUUUCGAAAAAUGUGCAGCAGCAAUCGGAGGAUAUCGGUUUCAUUCUCGUUCGAUACAUUCAUGUUACAAUAUUUACAAUAGCCAAUACUAUACAAAUCUAAUUUAUCUCCUACUGUUAGAUAAUUAUUUGAUAGUUCACACGCAUAUUUAUAUGUAUAUUCAAACACUUAAGAAACCAAACAAGUUUAGCCAGCGUAUCACGUGACUAUUAUCAUUUCUUUGUUUGCCAGGAGUCAAAUAAUGUAUUCGAUAGAACCGUAAAAAUUUAAAAAAUUAAAAAUUAUGAAGUAUCGAAUAAAGGAUUCUUUAGUUUUUUCAAUUAA